CAGUGGGAGCAAGUAGACCUAUUUGACUUUAUGAACCGGUCACACAGGGAAUAAUACUGAUCAUUACUCUGGAGUGAUGGACACAUCUGUGGGGAGCAGAGAAGAGUCCGCGUGUUGUUUUCAUUUUCAGGAUUUUAAUCUGAAUACUCUGAAGGGUCCUGCGGCCUCGUUCUUUGGAUCGUUUGUCUUUCUUCUACUCUGAGAGCUGCAUCAGUGACCGUGCGUGGCUGAGACGCUGACUACAUUUUUGUCUGCAUCCGUAACAGUCGGACGGGAAGUGACUGAGUUAAUCAACAGGGUUUUCUUUUUUUAAUCAUCAUGAAUCUGACGCAGCGAAUGAAACUACUGAAGCACUUUGGCUCUUUGCCCCCGGAGCCUAAACCACCACUGCUAGUGGUUCCUAAACCAGGCAUGGAGGAGCUAACAAUAUGGGAGCAACAUACAAUAACACUAAACAAAGAUUCCAAACUGGGGUUCGGCUUUGCCAUAUCAGGAGGCAAAGACAAGCCACACCCAGAUACCGGGGACACCACUGUGGUGGUGUCAGAUGUGCUGCCAAAUGGACCAGCCAUGGGACGACUGUUUACCAAAGACCAAAUCGUCAUGGUCAACGGGGUGUCGAUGGAGAACGUCCACUCCAACUACACCAUUCAGACUCUCAGGUCCAGCGGCAAGACUGCUAACAUAACAGUGAAACGUCCUCGCAAGAUCCAGAUCCCAGCGACCACUAGGCCGACUCGGGCUGCCUCCCAUUCCAACCUGCUGGAUGCAGACCCCCCCAGACGAACGCGGCGCUACUCAGACGGCAGCGACAACAGAGACGACAACCGCUACCGUCCCCGCGCCCGAAGCAACACGCCAGACCGCAAUGGGCACGGAAACACACUACCUCUGAUGUCGUCGGGGUACAAAAGGCUGCCGUAUCAGGAUGUUCCAGAGAAACCCAUCAGAACUACACUGCUUAAAAAGAAAAUCACAGAUGAGUAUGGAUUGAAGCUGGGCAGUCAGAUCUUCAUCAAGCACAUGACGGAAACAGGCCUGGCUGCGAAGGAGGGAACUCUGCAGGAGGGAGACCUCAUUCUCAAGAUCAAUGGCAUGACGACAGAGAAUUUAUCCCUGCUGGAGACCAAACACCUGGUGGAGAAGAGCAGGGGCAAACUGACCAUGACCGUCCUCAGAGACGAGCGCAAGUUCCUGGUCAGCAUCCCAGAGGUGGAGGACAGCGCCCCCAACAGCGAGGACGACCGCCGCCAGAACAGCAGCUCCGAACUGGAGGACAUUUCAGACCUUGACGAGGAUAUCCCCACUCACAGAACGUCUCGUCAUCCCACCAGAGAGAAACGGACACGCAGAACAAGAGCUGAGCUUCCUCCAGCCAAGUCUCGCGAUUCAUCACCGGUGCGCUCCACCUUGACUCGGCCUCCAGCAAGAACUCACGCCUCUCGCAGAGCUCCAUCUGAGUCGGAGUCGGACCGCAGUGCCUCCCCUCCUCCUCCUGUCAGGAGAAACAGUCUGGACAUGAAGGAUCACUCCAGCAAAUACAAAAGUCUGUCUGGUAUGUCCACCCUCCCCAACCCCCGGUCGGCUCCUGCCGUCCAUAACUGGCCCACCAGUCGCCCCACCUCCUCCGCCUCGCGGCCUCGUAAACCCGUGUCAGAUUCCGACUCUGACCGCAGCGUGUCCCCUCGACCGCGCAGAGAGAGUCCCCGCCCAGACAGCAGAUACAAAGUUCUCCCUGAUCUGCCCCACGCUGGCCUGAGAGCCUCGCCCAUCACUAUUCGCCCAGAGCCACCGAGGAGGGUCAGCUCUCCUUUCAGAGGCCCACCCCCAGACUCUGAGUCCGAGUCAGACGACGGCACCUCGGCGCCUCCUCAGAGGCACAGCACCACCUACAGUCAGGACUCCCUCAGCAGAUACAGAGUCCUACCAGACGUGGCUGUGGAGCCGCCGAAGUGGAGCGUCACCAGUGCCACUGCCAGCAAUCCACCACAGAAAGCUCCUUCAGAGUCUGAAUCGGAGGCCAGCUACGCAUCCGUCCCUCGCAGGGAAUCUACAGACAGCACAAACUCCAACACGGCUCCAAACCGAUACAGAGUCCUGCCUGAGAUGAAAACCACUCCAGUUGCCGUGAAGCGGGAGUCUUCUCGUCGCGCCCCAUCACCCGCCAGACCACCUCCUGAUGAGUCGUCUGACUCAGAUGAGCUGUCUCAACUCAGGCGGUCUGGGAGCUCUGAGCGAGGGGAGAGCCAGCGUCGCGUGACUCAUGUUCCUCGUCCCGCUAAUGGAACCGGUACCAUCAAGUCUGGGAUUUCGGUGAAGAGCAACCCACCACUCGACUCCAAGACUGCCGAAGAGCCCAUCUACUCCCUACCUCCGGAUUCUUACCCAUCGUCUAAUCCAGGGUACAGCUCAGACCUUCAGACAGUGUCUUUCGUGAAGGAGGGCAGCGUUGGUCUGAGGCUGGUGGGGGGAAAUGAUGUCGGCAUAUUCGUAGGUGGAGUUCAGCCAAACAGCCCCGCCUAUGAACAGGGAAUGAAAGAGGGCGACCAGAUCAUGCAGGUGAAUAAGGUUGAUUUUGGUCAUUUCACACGAGAGGAGGCAGCCAACUUCCUCCUGAACAUCAAGAAGGGAGAGCCGGUUCAAAUCUGCACUCAGCACAAGAUGGACAUUUAUAAGAAGAUCAUCAAGUCCAACCUAGCCGACAACUUCUACAUCCGCACCCACUUUGACCACGAGGCGGAGGGCCCCAUCGGCCUGAGCUUCUCCAGAGGAGAGGUGUUCAGGGUGGUCGACACGAUGCACCGCGGGAAGCUGGGCAACUGGCUGGCCGUCCGCAUGGGGAACGACCUGCACGAGAUGGACAAAGGCACCAUCCCCAACCAGGCCAGGGCUGAGACGUUUGCCAGCUUAGAGCAGGCGCAGCGGGGAACCGGAGAGAGGCAGGUGUCCGGACCGAGAGCGGAGUUCUGGAAACUACGGGGGCUCAGGGGGAACAAGAAGAACGAAAAGAACACCCGACGGUCUCGUGAGGAUCUGCUGCAGCUCACCAUUCAGGGCAAAUUCCCAGCCUACGAGAGAGUCCUGCUCAGAGAAGCUAACUUCAAACGACCCAUCGUCAUUAUGGGUCCUCUGAAUGAUAUCGCCAUGGAGAAGCUGGCCAGAGAAUUGCCUGAUGAAUAUGAAGUGGCGAACAUGGUCCCGCGCAGUGGAGCAGGAGACAGCGGCUCCACCGUUAUUAAACUGGACACUGUGAGGAGAAUAGCGGAGAAGGGCAGGCACCCUCUUCUGGACAUCACUCCUACUGCAGUGGAAAGGCUCAACUACAUCCAGUACCACCCGAUGGUCCUGUUCUUGGACCCUCACAGCCGCAAAGACGUCAAGGCCAUGAGGCAGAGGUACAACCCCAACUCCAACAAGAGCUCCAGACGCCUUUACACACAGGCCCUCAAGCUGAGGAAGCACUGCAGCCACCUCUUCUCAGCCCGUAUUGACCUGCAGCCCAGCUCCAAUGUUUGGUAUGAGAAUCUAAAGGAUAAGAUCCGACACCAGCAGUCCAAACCAGUCUGGGUGUCUGAAGUCACGUUGGAGAGUGGUGAGGAGCACGACUUGGAUGCUCUGGACCAAACCCAGUCGGACUACCUCAGUGCUGCCAGCGACCUGGAGGACACUGACGGAGAGGCCUUCACUGAUGGAGAGGCGUACACCGACAACGAAGACCUAGAGGAGGCUUAUCCCGGUCAGAACAGGGCCGAUCCUCCCAGAGGCUCCAGGGUAGCUGGAGCUGCUUUAGCCAGAUCAUCUGAGCCUGCCCCCAGGCACCGCAGCCCCGACGAGGACCCCGAGCCUUACGCAGACAACUACUCUAUCAGAGAAAUCCCUCCGCUGAUGCACGUACCUGAGCCCAGGGUUCCCCGUCGGGAGAGCUACAGCCCCCGUCACAGCGCUGCUGAGGAGGAAGACCCCACUCACCGCAGCUUCACAGACUCAGAUUUCAGUGCUCUUGAUAUAAUUGCACCAACCACUCCAUCCGAUGGACCCCCUGACUUUAUAGCCCCCGACCCCUCCACUAGAUACUCUGUGAACGAGCCCACGUAUGCUGAGCCAGAGCCUCUGAGCCCACAGCAGGCCAGUCUCUCUGCUAUUGAGGAGAAAUUACAACAGGCUCGUUCUGCAGACGCACAGCCUGAGGCUCAGCCUGAGGUAAAGAAGGGCCCUCAGUUCAUUGUACUGGCGCAUCAUCACCAAGCGGUCCAGUUCAGACGCACACAGAUUCGAGGCAGCGACAGCUCUGACGAUGACGAGGACGAGACAGAAGACAUUGAAUGGGGUCCUGCGACUGAACUCUAGAGUUUGCGCUGAGGAUUAAAGGUUGAGUCUACUGAACUCACCAGGACAUUUCACUCCUCCAAGAAGCUCUUUGUUUCUUGGAUCAUUUUGAACAAUUUGUCUGCUUGAAGAGUUUGUGUCUGAGGAUGUUGGUCAGCCUACGUUAAGGGCCUGGCUGCGGUGUGGGAUACUGGAUAUUCAAGAUUUCUACAACCUUUUAAAAGAAUACUAAGAAAGGUUCCCACAUGAAUGUUAAAGUGCCUCAUUUCUUUACAUAUCUUUUAUUUAAAUAACUCCAUGUCAGACAAAUGCAAAUACCCAUUGUCAUUGCUGCUGUAUGUAACUUGUAUACAAAUUCUAGUUUUAUUAGAAAUCACACUAAAUUAGUCUUAGGAAUAUGCAAGAAUGUGUAUUAAAUGUGUGGAUGCUCCUUAACUUUUCUACAUUAAACUGUUUUCCCUGAUUUCAAA
Messenger RNA from Acanthopagrus latus (yellowfin seabream), 4796 nucleotides. RefSeq names its product tight junction protein 3 (gene tjp3). The transcript is spliced from 30 exons. Lineage: Eukaryota; Metazoa; Chordata; Actinopteri; Spariformes; Sparidae. Gene Ontology annotation, biological process: cell-cell junction organization; protein localization to cell-cell junction; positive regulation of blood-brain barrier permeability. The coding region runs from base 319 to 4347 and encodes 1342 amino acids. Gene Ontology annotation, molecular function: cell adhesion molecule binding. Gene Ontology annotation, cellular component: plasma membrane; bicellular tight junction. The record is from RefSeq and is a predicted model, not a curated record.